Messenger RNA from Morus notabilis, 612 nucleotides. RefSeq lists its product as uncharacterized. The coding region runs from base 1 to 612 and encodes 203 amino acids. The record is from RefSeq and is a predicted model, not a curated record. The transcript has a single exon. NCBI's taxonomy places the organism in Eukaryota, Viridiplantae, Streptophyta, Magnoliopsida, Rosales, Moraceae.
AUGGAAAAGCCUUCCUCAUCACUUGAAGAGCUUUUGAAGACGUAUAUUGUGGACUCUAAGGCUCGUCUUGAUCAACAUGACGCUCAUCUCAACAACAUUCAAACUCACUACACCAAUUUAGGAGGCACUAUGAAGGCACUAGAAACACAAGUUGGCCAAUUGGCUAAUGCUAUAAAAGGGCAAUCAUCAAGGUCCUUCCCAAGCAACACCGAGAAGAACCCAAGGGAGUGCAAGGCCAUCACAUUGAGGAGUGGUAAAGAGCUUGAAAGCCCGAGUGCUCAAAACGCCAUGGUUGAUGAGGAGCCUAUCAAGAGCAACGAUGAUGGUAAGGACAAGUCAAAGGAGGAAAAUCUGAAGGCGAAGAAGGAAGCACCGGUGGUUAGACCGGGUUCGAUCACUUUUCUGGAUAACCCACCUCGUAUCACUCCCCCAUUGCCAUUCCCUCAACGGUUCCAGAAGAAGGCAUUUGACGAGCAAUUUGAGAAAUUUCUUAAUAUCUUCAAGAGGAUCCACAUCAACAUCCCCUUCGUGGACGCUCUAGAGCAAAUGCCAAACUAUGCCAAAUUUUGGAGAGGUCACCCCUACAAUUAUCUCCUUGCAAAUGGCGGAUAG